AUGAGGGAUAAAAGCAGGUACUGCCUCUUCCAUAAAGAUCACGGUCAUACGAUCAUUGAAUGCCAUAACCUGAACAAUCAGAUCCAAGCCCUCAUGAGAAGUGGGAGGCUUAUCCAAUACCCUAAGGAGGCAGGCAGACACGGCACCUCGCGGCACAAUCCUGCUUCUGCCCCAACACCACAAGCGUCAGAUCUCGUGCACACAGCCUCUGCUAGCCCUCAAGAACCUCUUAAGCAAGUCCCUAUGAUACAUGGGAUCGUGGAACUCACUGAGAACCAAGAGCGUGUCACCAAAAUCCAUAAGAGGAUGGAGGAAUGGGUGAAGCGAUACAAAUCAUUAGGCCACACGGUCAAUCUUGUCACUUCAGAAGACAGAAGUUAUCCAGCCUCUGCAAUUGCCUUUACCGAUGAUGACCUGAAAGGAGUGCACCUACCCCAUGACAACCCACUCGUCAUUUCACUACAAGUCGACCAUUGCCAGUUGGGAAGAGUUCUAGUCGACGAGGGCAGUGGGGUCGAUAUCCUCUUCUGGGAAGCCUUCCAGAAAAUGGGGCUAGAGGAAAAUCAGAUCCGGCCCUCCACCACACACAUUUUGGGAUUCAACAGUCAGAGAGUAUAUCCGAAAGGCGUCAUACGAUUGCCUGUGGUGGCCGCGGAGCGCACCCUGCCAGUAGAUUUCUUCAUGAUAGAUUCCACCACAAGCUACAAUGCCAUCAUGGGAAGAAAUUGGAUCCACAGGAUGCAGGGGGUAGUCUCAACUUUGCAUCAGAUGAUGCGAUGUCUAUCACCCAAUUGCCGCUACACCGUCAACAUCAAGGGAUGCCAGAAGUAG
Molecule: messenger RNA, 831 nt
Organism: Humulus lupulus (European hop)
Lineage: Eukaryota; Viridiplantae; Streptophyta; Magnoliopsida; Rosales; Cannabaceae
Exons: 1
Coding region: 1-831 (276 amino acids)
Source: RefSeq, a predicted model, not a curated record